Messenger RNA from Penaeus vannamei (Pacific white shrimp), 1767 nucleotides. RefSeq names its product prolyl-tRNA synthetase 2-like protein, mitochondrial (gene ProRS-m). Gene Ontology annotation, molecular function: proline-tRNA ligase activity; ATP binding. Lineage: Eukaryota; Metazoa; Arthropoda; Malacostraca; Decapoda; Penaeidae. The record is from RefSeq and is a predicted model, not a curated record. Gene Ontology annotation, biological process: prolyl-tRNA aminoacylation. Gene Ontology annotation, cellular component: mitochondrion; cytoplasm.
GCUACGCGAACGCUCCCAAACGUAAACAACAAAACAACUCUCAAAAUGCGAGGAAUACACGCGAGAACCAUGCUUUUAUCAAGAGUUUAUAGGCAUUUUUUCUGCUUCCGAAUGCACCACCAUAGAGUUUCGCAGCUGUUUCAGCCCCUUACGGUAAUACCCAAAGAUGCUACGUUGAAGAAGGAAGAAACGACAUCACUGUCUCAAAAGCUGAUGGUUAACUGUGGUAUACUAAGUUCACGUAGUAACGGAAUGUAUGCCUUCUUGCCACUAGGCCAACGAGCUCUUACGAAACUAACGAAGGUAAUAGACGAGGAAAUGGCAUCUGUCAAUGCUCAAAGGCUUUCUUUACCUCUUCUAACUCCAGGCCAACUGUGGAAAAUAACAGGUAGAUGGGAAUCAACAGGUCAGGAACUGCUGAAGGUGAAAGAUAGACAUGAAAAGGAUUAUGUUCUAAGUCCUACCCAUGAAGAGGCUAUAGUUAACUUCAUUGCUGAUAUUUAUCCCUUUUCACAUCGGCAACUACCUCUUCGUCUCUACCAGAUAACAAGUAAAAUUCGGGAUGAGAUGAAGCCCAGAUUUGGACUCUUAAGGUGCAAGGAGUUUCUCAUGAAAGACCUCUACACUUUUGAUGUAUCUGAGGAGGCUGCUGUUUCAACUUACAUGGAAAUAUGCAAAGCUUACGACCGAGUCUUUCAGCGAAUUGGAGUUCCAUUUAUCAAAGUUGAAGGUGAUUGUGGGAAUAUUGGUGGGAGUUUUUCACACGAGUACCAUUAUCCAGCGGCAAUAGGGGAAGACACACUUCUUCUAUGCCAGAAAUGUGGAACUGCAACUAAUGCGGAGCUCUUGCCUGAUUCCUCCCACACUUGUUCUGGCUGUGGGGAACACUUGACAAAAACCAUGGGGAUUGAGGUGGGUCAUACAUUCUGUCUGGGAACAAAGUACUCCAAGCCAUUGAACUGUUGCUACCAGAAUGAAAAAGGAAAACCUUCAUUGAUGCAAAUGGGCUGUUAUGGCCUUGGAGUAUCGCGUAUUCUGGCUGCAGCUGUUGAGGUUUUAUCACAAGGUGAACAGAUCAGAUGGCCCUGGAUUCUUGCUCCAUAUAAAGUGUGCAUCAUUAGCCCAAAGAAAGGAAGCAAAGAAGCAAAGGCAGUGUCGUGGGUUGACCAUCUGGCGCAGGUGAUCAGCAACAUUCCCUCUUUGCAAGAUGAUGUUAUCAUAGAUGACAGAGAAACAUGGACAAUUGGGAAACGUGUUUUGGAAGCUAAAAAGACAGGAUAUCCUAUAAUCAUUGUUGUUGGGAAAAAAGCUUGUGAAUUAGUUCCUUUGUUUGAAGUAAUUGAUGUGAUUAAAGAAUCAACAGAAAAUCUAACCCAAAGACAAGUACUUGAAUACUUAAGGGAAUAUGUAAAGCACUGUAGUACUUAGUUCCAUGUGAGAUGUACUAUUUUAAUUGAUGCAUUUGCAUUCAGGAAUAUGUAACAAUUUCUACUAGCUUUAUGCAAAGUUUGAGAAUUAAGAGUGUAUAUGUUGCAGUUUAAUAGUAUGUAAAUAUUAGUGUUAUUACAGACAUAUAAGUGUUAAUAGUUUUUCUAUAUCUCUUCAGCAUUUUGAAAACAAAACUGAUAAUGAAGAUAAAGAAAAUGUACAGUUUAUGUAAGAUCAUGAUAUAUGGCUAAUGAAAUCGUUUUGGUCAAAUAUUUCAUAUGCUGGCAUUGGGAAAUAUUUAUAUUAUUUAUAUUAUGUUCAAUAAACAAUGAAAAAAUA